AUGUCUUGCUUCAACCCUGCUAUGUUGACCGCCUCCCCUGAGCCAGAAACUCCACCGUCACCUACUCACAACCAACCAAUGGUGGACAACCCCAUUCCGGAGGAAUCGGAUGCUGAUCGCAUCCACCACGAAGAACUCCUUGAGGAGCAAGAGUCUUGGAUGCGUGAUUGGCAUACUGUAUUGGAACAAAUGAAUGAGUGCUUUGGCCACAUGCAGAACGCGCAGGUCGAACUGACUUUGGAUGCGCAAGGCGCCAAAGCUCUAGAAGACAGUAAGAAGGAGUACCAGAAGCUGGAGAAGUUGGUGAAGGGAUGGAAGGUGAAGGCCGUCAAGCUGCUGCGUGAAAAGUCUGUCGUGCCCACUAACAAUGUAGGUGAACCGGCGGUCGUGGAGAAGACAGCUUUGGUCGAUGCUGUGCCUUCCAAGGAGGUCGCCGAUAUGGGUGUACCAAUGUUCUUACUGCAUUGGCGUAAAGCAGUUUUCUUGUUGCAGUUGGCUAAUGCAUUAUUUUCAGAAAAGGCAGAUGCAAAGCCGAAACCGGCGAAGACCAAGCUGCAGGCUAGAAACGUGUACUGCACCGCCGUGUGGUACUGUCCCUACCAAGAAGGCCGACCGUACCCGGUGACCACUAUCGCUAACAACGCGGAUACUUCAGGCGAUGAGUCAGAGGUGGAGAUGCAGGUGGAGAUUCAAGACGAAUCGGGUGAGAAGCGCAUAGGAGAUGUUGCAGGUGAGGAAGACUUCGUCCGUGGGUCCAAGACUAUCCUGCCGUGUCCUGUCUUGCCGCUCCCAAAGCAGCCCACACCUGCUCCAAAGUGCAAGUUGGACGCCUCAGAACGCGAGGAGUUAGAAGCCUUGCAGCUUGAGGUUGUGUCUCUUUGGGAGGAGAACGAGGAAUUGCGCAUUCAUAUGGAAUGGUACGGCGACACCCUCAUCCAUGCGCGCCAACAUGUGCGGGCGCAAGAGGCUGAGUGA
Messenger RNA from Suillus plorans, 975 nucleotides. RefSeq lists its product as uncharacterized. Bases 1 to 975 code for a protein of 324 amino acids. The record is from RefSeq and is a predicted model, not a curated record. The transcript is spliced from 6 exons. NCBI's taxonomy places the organism in Eukaryota, Fungi, Basidiomycota, Agaricomycetes, Boletales, Suillaceae.